ACGGUUUGUUUUCCUGUGCAAGUUGCUUCCCUUUGACUCAAAAAACCUGAGCUGCCUCUGUUAAGCAGCUAAGGCUGCACUUCCUUGCUAACCUCUGUAAAAAAACAGGAACCCUUCUAACGUAUUGCCAGUUUUUCUUUUCCAUCUGGGUUGCUUCACUUCUUUGUUUCAGCUUCUGGGUCUUCAUUUUCUGAAUCAAUUUACCAACUCAGCCAGAUAAUUUAUCAUGGAUUGGUACAUUGGGAGCAAUAUUGACGAAUUUGUUGUCCCAAAGAAGCAAGAACUAUCAGAUAGGUUCCCGUCACCAGAAAGUUGGCCAAAAUGGGGAAUAAGCGAGUCAGAAAGUUUUGAGUUUCCUAACGAAAGUUUUGUUAUUGAUUCAAAAUUGACUCAUGAAGUACUCAACUUCAAUUUCUCUAAUGAAGUUGAGGUGGAAAGUUCUGUCCAUGAUAAAGACCAGUCUAGUUCAAUUAUAGGGGGAGGAUCAUCAGAGGAGUCUCUUCAGCAAACUGCUCUUUCACGUGACCAUUUGGAUUACCAGCUUGAUGGCCUUGCAGGAUUUGAACAUAUGGAUGACCAAUUCUUGAGUUCAUUAAUGGAAGAUCCUCCUGGGACUGAAAAUCUUCACAAGUCAUUUUACUUUGAGCCUGAAUUGCUAAAUUGCAUUGAAGGAGAUGAUAAUAUCUCGACAUACUCAAUUUUAGAUGCACAAAGAAUUUCCAGUGACGCAUAUAGCAUGGGAAGCUCUAAGUAUCUCAAAACACAUGCAUUUUCUCCAUCAAUGGAUCCAGAGGAAGGCAAAGUUUCUGCUUCUCCGCCGUUUAUUCCAUCCAAUUCAGAUCUAAAGAAUUGCCCAUUGUUAAAGGCAUCACUGAUAAAAGUCUUGGCCCCUUCUGAGCAUAAAGGUUUGAAUGAACAUGUGGAUGAGGAAACAUCUCUUGAAGAAACUGUUUUACAGGAGCUAGCAAUGGUGAUGGCACAGUUGACAGAUAAGACUCGAAUGUGUUUUCGUGAUGCCUUUUACCGUCUGGCCAAUACCUCAAGCCAGCAUGUGACAUGGGACCGAAAUGGAAACCUUUCCAUGGAAAGCUCCCCAUGGACAUGUCAAGAAGACAAAAUGAGGCCUGGACGAAAGAAAACUAUGGAAUUGGAAACCAACGCCAUUGACAGAGCCCUUACAAAUCUCAUGUUCAACAAGACAUACUUCAAUGUACAUGAUUUUCCUGUCUCAUCAUUAGCAAGUUCCAAACAAGAAAGUCUCAAAGCAACCUGACCAUGCAACUAUAGUUCAAAUCAACCACAAAUUCAUAAUCUUUCUCACUAUCCAAUUUUCUCAAGUGAUACCGAGGUUCCAAUCCUUUGUCAAGGAUAUUGGCAAACAAGGGCAAUUCAAGAUCUACAUAUCAUUGGAAAUCCUGCAGAGAAGAUAAUGUAAUAAAGUUUAUGGUAAUGUUUUGGGGAUGCUAGUUUUUAGAAUGAAACAAACUAUGAGAUUCCAUGAAAUAUGUACUGUGUCAAGGAAAAAUAGAUCUUGACAAACUCUCUGCAAUGUGUUUCAUUUCUUAAUGUAUAUACCAAGUGAUUCACUAUACCGGUAGGUAUACAUAUAUGCUAGGUUAGAGGACUUGCUGCCUUCCCUUGGCUCAAUUCUGUAACAUACCUAUAAACCAUUUUGUUAACUUGUGAGAAAAAUGAAUAUGCGUCUGUUAUUUCUAUUUGUAA
Molecule: messenger RNA, 1722 nt
Organism: Hevea brasiliensis (rubber tree)
Lineage: Eukaryota; Viridiplantae; Streptophyta; Magnoliopsida; Malpighiales; Euphorbiaceae
Product: protein LNK3
Exons: 6
Coding region: 227-1273 (348 amino acids)
Biological process (GO): circadian rhythm; regulation of DNA-templated transcription
Source: RefSeq, a predicted model, not a curated record